This is a messenger RNA of Drosophila subobscura, 1257 nucleotides long. RefSeq lists its product as uncharacterized. The record is from RefSeq and is a predicted model, not a curated record. Lineage: Eukaryota; Metazoa; Arthropoda; Insecta; Diptera; Drosophilidae. Bases 1 to 1257 code for a protein of 418 amino acids. The transcript is spliced from 2 exons.
AUGCUGUCGGCUACGGAGCAGGCGGCUUAUGGCAGUAUUCUGUCGCCAUAUAGCUUCGACAUCCCUCACGCGUUCGUCUACAAUGACAGCCCCUCCGCGGAGCAGCUUUUCUGUGGCCCCUACCUGGAGAUGGCCAUGAACUUUGCCGAGGUGAAUCGCUAUCGACUGCUGCUGGACGAGUUGGAGAGCUUGCCCAAGAAGUCUGCGAUCGAGCAGGAUAUUGUCAAUGGACAAUACGAUAUUUCAAUACACGGGGUACUCAUCAGACCCGUGAAGGAGGAGAAAUUUGCGGAGGAAAUGCGUUACAGCUAUCCGUUGGAGCUGAUGAUGAACUGUGUGAUGGUGCCGCUGGACCCGGAGCUGCCCAAGUGGAUGUACGUGGUCUGGCCCCUGGGCAAGUACAUCUGGACCAGCCUCUUUCUUGGCAUAUUCUACGUGGCCUUUCUGCUCAGAUAUCUGCACUGGCGUGAGACGGCGCAGGCGACACGAUCCUACACCAGGAACAUGCUCCAGGCCAUGGCCAUCCUGAUGUUCAGCCCCAACAUGAACAUGAAUCUAAGGCUGAGCCAGGCCACAUUGCGCGUGAAUCUUUUCUACACACUGCUCUUCACCCUCGGCUUCAUUCUCUCCAACUAUCACUCCAGCCACAUGACAGCCUACGACAUGAAGCCAGUGUUUACUCGUCCAAUUGAUUCCUGGGCGGAUUUGAUUAUCUCACGACUGCCCAUCAUUCUGCCCGAGUCGUUGCUGGAGGAGCUGCGCUCGCUGCCCAUUGACUACCAGGCUCUGCUGGCGAGUCCCUCGCGCUCUUAUGCCUAUGUGGUAACGCAGGAUACCUGGAAGUUCUUUAACCGCCAGCAGCGUGUCCUCAUCCAGCCCCAUUUCCGUUUGUCCUCAGUGUGCUUCGGCGGGCUCUACAAUGCGAUUCCCAUGCGAAGGAAUGCGACCUUCGCCCUGCAGCUGGAUCGAUUCAUUCUGUACGCUUGGCAGGCCGGUCUCUGGAACUACUGGGAGGAUGUGGCCUUUCGCUAUGCCGUUCGUGGCGGCUAUGCCCAGAUCUUUCUCGACACUUACCCUGUGGAGCCACUGGAUCUGCAGUUCUUUACCACAGCCUGGCUGGUGCUAGUCGUCGGCUUCCCCGUAAGCUUUCUCGCCUGGUGCAUUGAGAUUUGUAUGCAUCGGCGAUACGCGAGGCGGGUCCACUACGAUCGCUUUGAAUGCUACGAUGACAACUCGGCUCAUCAGUUAUCAGUUUGA